Aegilops tauschii subsp. strangulata is the source of this 2489-nucleotide messenger RNA. RefSeq names its product PTI1-like tyrosine-protein kinase At3g15890. Gene Ontology annotation, biological process: protein phosphorylation. The record is from RefSeq and is a predicted model, not a curated record. Gene Ontology annotation, molecular function: protein kinase activity; ATP binding. Lineage: Eukaryota; Viridiplantae; Streptophyta; Magnoliopsida; Poales; Poaceae.
GAAAAAAAAUCAUGUUUUUUUUCUGCAAGAGGAACAGAUUCAUUUCUCGUGGAGGCACGGGUUUGAUUCUGCCUCUCGGAAAGGAAAAAAAAUGUGUUUUUUUGUUCCGCAAGAGGCACGCAUUUACUUCUCAUGAAGCACGAAUUUGUUUCCGCCAGAGGCACGGGCAUGCUCUCGGAAAGGGGAAACACGUGUUCUUAGAUUUGCUUCUAAGAGGCAUGAAUGUGCCUUUCGGAAAGGUAAAAAACGCAUGCCUCUUUGGAAAGGGGAAAAAGGUGCUCCUGGUUUGGGUUUUUCCGAAACGAAAAAAAGCGUGUUCCAGGUUCGGGUUUUUUUGUCCGUUUUUUUGUGAAAAAAAUAUUCGUCGAAAACUAUCAACAUGGGAUCUAGUUUUGAAGAUCUCGACGCGGGGGACCCAACGGCGAAAAUGCUUCAAGAUUUAGUCGCAUGGUUUAAGAGAUAAAACUUUUUGAAUAAACGAAUCUGGGAAGGCGGGAGUGUUCUUUGGAAGGAGUACUCCUCAAUUAGUGAUUUGGAAGAGACAGAUAGGAUGGGCCGUGCUCAGCAUUUAACUUCAUGCUGGGCCUGUGUCACAGCACCAGCGUUAGCCAGGCCAGCCCAUCCUACUGCGCUUGACCGGUUCAAGUUUUUGGCGCCAGUGCGGAUCCCUUUCUCUCCUGCCCUGCAAUUGGCGCCCGCUCCCCUCCACGCUGACACACACACGCCGCCGCCUAAUGCCAUCCUUCCACAUGGAGGCGCAUGGCACCAAACCAUCUUACUACCAGGUCAACCAGCAGUAAGCUCCACAGGCCACAGCAUACGCCGCCGCAUAAACAUCUCCGCCGGCCGCGCCGCGCAGGCACGCCAACUGCCAACGCCACCAUAAGUACCUUCUUCACACCAGUUAGGUCCCUUCACCCGCUCCAAGCCGCAUCGCUCCAUCCAAGCAUUGCUUCAAAGUUGUUGCGCCGAGGCAGAGCAGAUACCCGAUCGAGGCGUCCGUCCGUCCAUGGGGUCCGGGGCGAGCUCCUGCUGCGGCGGUGCGGAGAAGGUGGGGCACGGCUGCGUGAGCGCGUCGUCGGGGGCGGCGACGGCGGGCACGGGCAGCGGCGGCGGCAGCUCGUGGAGGAUCUACAGCUACAAGGAGCUCCACGCCGCCACGGGCGGGUUCAGCGAGGAGAACAAGCUCGGCGAGGGCGGCUUCGGCAGCGUCUACUGGGGCAAGACCCCUGACGGCGUCCAGAUCGCCGUCAAGCGCCUCAAGCCCAACAACAACAACUCCAAGGCCGAGAUGGAGUUCGCCGUCGAGGUCGAGGUGCUCGCCCGCGUCCGCCACCGCAACCUGCUCGGCCUCCGCGGCUACUGCGCCGGCGCUGCCGCAGACCAGCGCAUGAUCGUGUAUGAUUACAUGCCCAACCUCAGCCUCCUGUCCCACCUCCACGGCCAGUUCGCCUCCGACGCCACCCUCGACUGGCGCCGCCGCGUGGGCGUGGCCGUUGGUGCCGCCGAGGCGCUCGUGCACCUCCACCACGAGGCUUCUCCCAGCAUCAUCCACCGCGAUAUCAAGGCCAGCAACGUGCUGCUUGACUCCGACUUCGCGCCGCUCGUCGCUGAUUUUGGGUUCGCCAAGCUCGUCCCCGACGGCGUCUCCCACAUGACCACCAGGGUCAAGGGCACCCUCGGCUACCUCGCGCCGGAGUACGCCAUGUGGGGCAAGGUCUCAGGCGCCUGCGACGUGUACAGCUUCGGGAUACUGCUCGUGGAACUCGUCUCCGGCAGGAAGCCCAUCGAGAGGCUGCCGUCGGGUGCCAAGCGUACCAUCACCGAGUGGGCGGAGCCCCUCAUCGCUCGCGGCCGGCUCGGUGACCUCGUGGACCCGCGCCUCCGGGGCAUCUACGACGCGGCGGAGCUGGCGCGCAUGCUCGAGGCCGCCGCGCUCUGCGUGCAGGGGGAGCCCGAGCGGCGCCCGGACAUGCGCGCCGUCGUGCGGAUCCUGCGCGGCGAGACUGUGGCUCCUGACGGCGCGGCGGCGGCAGCCUCCAAGGGGGGCAACGACGCCCAGGUCCGGCCUGCGGUGAGGAUGGAGAGCGUCAAGUACGCAGACCACCUGAUGGAGACGGAGAACAGCGUGUACUCCGGCGACGGGGACGAGGACGACCAAGAAGACGAGAAGGAGGCCGCCGACUACAGCAGCGACGAGGUGGAGGAGUACUCGCUGAUGGACGACCAGAGCAGCAUGAACUUCGGGGUGUUCGGCGCCAUGCCCGUGGUGCCGGUGCAGACCAUGCACGACCCCUACGUCAGGAGGUUUGGAGGAAACGGCGUCAAGAUAUGAUCAUCUCCUACUCUAUUGUGUGACAAUGCCAGUAUGUUAUAUUAAUUUCGUUGAUGUGUAAACCUGUGCUUAAUUAGUAGUUGGGAUCAAGCUGGUGAUUAAAUUUAUUGUAAUUUAUGGGACUUGGAAGUAAGUUCUUGUUUUCAUUAAACAA